UAUCCUUCAGAGCCAAGGGGCAUGUACACUCUCUAAUAAGAAAACACCCCCCAAAAGCUCUGCUAUCAAUAGAACAAAACGAAAAAAAAAGAAGAAAAUUACAAAAUUAUGGCUAACAAAAUAGCCAUUGCUGGGUUAGCCUCAAUUCUUGUUGUGGCUUGUGUGGUAGCAGCAGCUGUUACCAUUACCAAAAGAAAUAGCAGUGAUUCAUCAUCUAAUAAUGAUAGCCAAAUUUCAACCUCAACAAAAUCAGUACAAGCAAUGUGUCAACCAACUGAUUAUAAAGAAGCUUGUGAAAAAAGUCUUGCAUCAGCCAAGAACACAAGUGAUCCAAAAGAACUUAUAAAAGUGGCAUUUGAAUCAACUAUUACUGAUAUUAAAAAUGCCAUGAAAAAUACUAGCUUGAUUCAAGAAGCUGCUAAAGAUCCAAGAACCAAAGAUGCUUUACAAACUUGUGAAUCUCUUCUUAAUGUCUCUAUUGAUGAUUUAAGAAGGUCAUUUGAUAAAGUUGGUACCUUUGAUAUCAACAAGAUUAAGGAUUAUACUGAUGAUUUAAAGACAUGGAUUAGUGCUUCAAUUACUUAUCAAGAAACUUGUUUAGAUGCUUUUGAAAACACAACUGGUGAAACUGGUGAGAAAAUGAAAAAAUUACUAAAAACUGCAGGGGAACUUACUAGUAAUGGUCUUGCUAUGGUUUCUAGUUUUGGUGAAAUGCUUACGAAUUUGCAUAUCCCUGGUAUUAGUCGACGAUUAUUGACAACAGAUUCUGACUACACAUCAGCCUUUGUUGAGGCCGGUUCUCGUCGCCUUCUUCAAGUUUCUGGUGCAAAGCCUAAUGCUGUGGUUGCUCAAGAUGGAAGUGGACAAUAUAAGAGUAUCAAAGAAGCACUUAAAGCUGUGCCCCCUAAGAAUAACCAGACCUAUGUUAUCUUAAUCAAGGCUGGUGAAUAUAAGGAAAUGGUUGAUAUUCCUAGGAGUAUGAUAAAUGUUGUCUUUAUUGGUGAAGGCCCAACCAAGACCAAGAUUACUGGCAAUAAGAAUUUUGCUGAUGGCACUGGCACUUAUCACACUGCCACCGUUGCCGUGAAUGGAGAUGGAUUCGUAGCAAGGGAUAUAGGAUUCGAGAACACAGCAGGAGCAAAGAAGCACCAAGCAGUUGCGCUCCGCGUGUCAGCUGACAAGACAGUUUUCUACAACUGUAACAUAGAUGGAUACCAAGACACACUCUACACACAUUCCUACAGACAAUUCUACAAGGACUGUACUAUAACAGGCACCAUUGACUUCAUCUUUGGUGAUGCAUCGGCCGUGUUCCAGAACUGCAAAAUGAUUGUCAGAAAACCAGGUGACAAUCAAGCUUGUAUGGUCACUGCUCAAGGAAGAAAAGAUCAUCGCGGAGUUGGUGCAAUCGUAUUACAAAACUGCGAUAUCAGAGCUGAGCCAGCUUUUACUAGCGCGCAGCCACCAAUUAAAGCGUAUCUUGGACGUCCAUGGAAAGAAUAUUCAAGAACUAUUAUUAUGCAUUCCUAUAUCGACGCGUUUAUUGAUCCUGAAGGCUGGGCUCCAUGGAAUGGAAAUUUUGCACUUAAUACUUUGUUUUAUGCAGAGUAUCAGAAUAGAGGACAAGGAGCAAAUAUUGAUAAAAGAGUUAAAUGGGGUGGUUAUAAAAGAAACAUUUCACCACAAGAAGCUGAGAAAUAUGCUCCUGCUCAUUUUAUUGACCAAGAUAACUGGAUUAAGAAGACUGGUAUUUCCUACUAGGAAAUCAUAUUGGCUUCGCGUCAUGAAUGUUUAACUUAAAAAUAUCCUUUUAACAAGUUUAUUUUUAUUACAGAUAAAAAUAUGUACUCAAUUAUAUAUGUUUAUUUAGUUUUCUAUUACUCCUAUCUAGUUUGCUU
Messenger RNA from Nicotiana attenuata, 1898 nucleotides. RefSeq names its product pectinesterase-like. Gene Ontology annotation, molecular function: pectinesterase activity; pectinesterase inhibitor activity. The record is from RefSeq and is a predicted model, not a curated record. The transcript has 2 exons. NCBI's taxonomy places the organism in Eukaryota, Viridiplantae, Streptophyta, Magnoliopsida, Solanales, Solanaceae. Gene Ontology annotation, biological process: cell wall modification. Bases 109 to 1761 code for a protein of 550 amino acids.